This is a messenger RNA of Brachypodium distachyon (stiff brome), 726 nucleotides long. Its product is annotated as thioredoxin Y, chloroplastic. The transcript is spliced from 4 exons. Bases 64 to 564 code for a protein of 166 amino acids. Gene Ontology annotation, molecular function: oxidoreductase activity, acting on a sulfur group of donors, disulfide as acceptor; protein-disulfide reductase activity. The record is from RefSeq and is a predicted model, not a curated record. NCBI's taxonomy places the organism in Eukaryota, Viridiplantae, Streptophyta, Magnoliopsida, Poales, Poaceae. Gene Ontology annotation, cellular component: cytoplasm.
GGGAGGUAAUCCACAGCACGCGCCGGCCAAAACCCUAGCGCGCGCGGAAGGAGCUCAAGCCCCAUGGCGGCCUUCACCACCACCACCACCUUCCCCGCCGCGCUGGGGGCGCCGACGCCGUGCCGCCCAGCCGCCGGCGUCGUCGCGCGCUCCCGGUGGACGCCGCUCCGCCGCUCGCCGCCGGCCGCGGGGCUCCGGCGAGCAGCCGCGCGCCGGGGAGCCACGCUCCUGGUCAAAGCGAAGAAGGAAACAUUUUCUUCAUUUGAUGAGUUACUGGAGAAGUCUGAAAAGCCUUUACUAGUCGACUUCUAUGCAACCUGGUGUGGUCCAUGCCAAUACAUGGUUCCCAUACUUGAAGAAGUAGGUGAGAAGUUGAAUGACAAGAUUCAGGUUGUGAAAAUUGAUACAGAGAAAUACACAAGCAUCGCAAAUCGCUACAAAAUUGAAGCAUUACCAACUUUGAUCAUCUUUAAAAAUGGGGAACCUUGUUAUCGCUUUGAGGGAGCAUUGCCUGCUGAUCAGCUAAUCCUACAGAUUGAGAGUGCUUUGGAGGUCCCAAAGUAGCAUGUGGUGGAAUAGGAAAAAAAAAUCUUGAAAUGUAUGCUGCUACUCACAACAUGUCAUUUCUCUGUUUGAAUAUUCUUACUACAGAGCAUUCAUUAUUAUUUAUUGUUCAAGAGGUUUUACCUGAGUUACAGAAUGAAUAGAAAUCUCCUUCAAAGCUAA